AUGACCUCAAUGUUAACAUUGUUUUUUUCUGGAAUAGUUGCCUGUUGUGCUCGCUCUACUGGCGACGCAGUACCCAGGCUGCUCCUCGUGUCCUUUGAUGGCUUCAGGGCUGAUUACUUGGAAACCUAUAAACUUCCUCAUCUUCAGGAAUUCAUUGAGGACGGUGUCCUUGUACGACAAGUUACGAAUGCUUUUAUCACCAAGACUUUCCCCAACCACUAUACCAUCGUGACAGGUUUAUAUGAAGAAAGCCAUGGCCUCGUGGCUAACGACAUGUACGAUGCAGACACCAAGAAAAAGUUUUCACAGUUCAACGAUUCUGAUCCCUUCUGGUGGAACGAGGCAGUUCCAAUUUGGGUAACAAACCAACAGCAGGGACGUGGAGCAAGUGCUGCUGCAAUGUGGCCGGGUUCUGAUGUAAGAAUUAACAAUACGACCCCUCAAUUCUAUAUGAAGUAUAACUUCUCUGUAACGUUUGAGGAGAGAGUGGAGAAAAUUGUUGGGUGGCUGAACAGUUCUAAUCCAGUGGUCAGUUUUGCUACGUUAUACUGGGAAGAGCCAGAUGCAAGUGGGCACAAGUAUGGACCAGAUGACACUGAGAAGAUGGGCAAAGUAUUGGAAGAAGUGGAUAAUCAUAUUGGUUUCCUCACUAGGAGGUUGAAGGCGUUAGGUUUGUGGGACACUAUUAAUAUCAUAAUAACAAGUGACCAUGGGAUGGCCUCCUGUUCUGCAGAGAAGCUGAUUGUCCUGGAUGACUGCAUUGGUCGGGGUAACUAUACCCUGAUAGACAAGAGUCCAGUUGCUGCAGUGCUGCCAAGGCAGAAUAAAGGAGACGUAUAUAACUUACUGAAAAACUGCAGCAAUCACAUGAAAGUGUAUCUCAAAGAAGAAAUUCCAGACAGAUUUCAUUAUCGUCACAAUAAGAGAAUUCAGCCCAUAAUUCUGGUUGCAGAUGAGGGCUGGACAAUUGUGCAAAACGAGUCUCUCUCCAAAUUAGGUGACCAUGGCUAUGACAACGCUCUCCCCAGCAUGCAUCCGUUCCUGGCCGCCCGCGGGCCGGCGUUCCAGCGGGGCCACAGGCAGAGCACCAUGGACAACGUCGAUGUGUACCCCAUGAUGUGCCACAUCCUGGGGCUGACCCCACAGCCCCACAACGGCACUUUCACCAACAUCAGGUGCUUGCUCGCUGACCAGUGGUGCAAAAACCUUCCAGAAGUGAUCGGGAUAGUUAUUGGGGCUUUUAUGGUGCUGACUACUUUCACCUGCAUCAUAAUCAUCUCCAAGAAUAAAGUCGCUCCCUCACGGCCCUUUUCCCGACUGCAGUUACAGUAUGAUGAUGACAACCUCCUGAUUGGAUAG
Messenger RNA from Merops nubicus (carmine bee-eater), 1359 nucleotides. It is a transcript of the gene ENPP4, whose product is annotated as ectonucleotide pyrophosphatase/phosphodiesterase 4 (putative). The record is from RefSeq and is a predicted model, not a curated record. The transcript is spliced from 3 exons. NCBI's taxonomy places the organism in Eukaryota, Metazoa, Chordata, Aves, Coraciiformes, Meropidae. Bases 1 to 1359 code for a protein of 452 amino acids.